Molecule: messenger RNA, 1218 nt
Organism: Lindgomyces ingoldianus
Lineage: Eukaryota; Fungi; Ascomycota; Dothideomycetes; Pleosporales; Lindgomycetaceae
Exons: 7
Coding region: 1-1218 (405 amino acids)
Source: RefSeq, a predicted model, not a curated record
AUGACUAUGUUCGUCGCUUCUCUUUUCAUCUCAGUCCUCCUGAUGCCACCCAUUGCAGAAGCCACCAUCCUUUCGCCCUCUGGCAUCUCAAUGCUCCCGUUCACCAUCCCCGCCGUUACCCCUCUCCUCCUCUCCCCAGCCUCUGUCCCUAUGAUAUGCGCAAUUACCGUAAUCCUCACGCAUCAGCCCAAAGAUACCGUCACCAUUCAAGCUGCUAGCCAUGGCCCGCUUACUCUCGGCCCUGCCGUUGCUGGAGGGUUUGCAGCUGCUAGUAUUGACAUUGGUGUUUCUGCGAAUCCAUGGAGCCCGGAAUCCUGUGGUUUGAAAGAGAACGGGGAAGUGAAUUUAGGGGUGUUGACAAAUUUUGCAUCGAGAUCGGUAAGGGAAAUGACAGUCAUUGGGAAAGCAGUCACUGAGUCUUUCUAUGGCAAACGGUCUCAGUAUCAGGAGUUGCUUGACGGGAUUCUAGCAGGUGCGCCAUGGAUUUACUGGCCAACCUACGUUAUAGCAGAGCUUUGGUCGCAAGUUGUGAUGAAAGAGGUGGGAGUGUACCCAUCGCCAGAUGAGCUAAAUGCGGUAGUCGCAGCUGCCAUUUUAGUGUGUGGUGAGAUUGACGAGGUGAAAGACGGAGUUAUCAACGAGCCGGAAAAAAAAAUCUACACUAGGCCAGAGACAGGUGGAAGGCAGCUUUGGUACGGGAUACCGAUCGGGGCACCUCUUGACAGUCUGGCCAAUACUACUGCGGUAAAUGGAACUCGCAUUGGAUUCACAUCCUUCGUCCCUGAUACUUGGACACGAUAUUUCGUCAAGUGGGAUCCAGGCUACCGGACCACGAGCAUAGAGCUAUGUACGACGACUUGCUUAACAAUGCGAAUCCUAAUCUAUCACGGCUUCAACACUCCGGGGGGAAAUUUUCUCGUCUGGCACGGUGGAGCCUAUCAACCCAUCUUCCCCCAAGGUGGCACGCUCUACGUCCAGCGAGUGGGAGCCGUUAUGAAUCACUACGGAUUCGGUACAACACCUGGAGCUCGUACAUCUAAUGCCUUUGAGAUGCUGAUCGCGUGGGCUGAGUAUGGAAUUACUCUAGAGUUCUUGAAGGGGCAGACACUGCCGUUGGCUUCUGUUCAGUUGAGGAGAAAGAUAUGUAGGUAUCCUUUGGUGUCACGGUAUCGUGGAUUUGGGAAUAUGAAUGAGCUGAAGAGCUUUGAGUGUGUAUAA